This is a messenger RNA of Alosa alosa (allis shad), 3426 nucleotides long. It is a transcript of the gene ntng2b, whose product is annotated as netrin g2b. NCBI's taxonomy places the organism in Eukaryota, Metazoa, Chordata, Actinopteri, Clupeiformes, Clupeidae. The record is from RefSeq and is a predicted model, not a curated record.
GUGAGCUGAAGUGCAAGAGGUGCAGCACUUACAGUACGCGUCGCUUGAAGUAUUUUUCUGACUUUCGAUGAAGCUUCAGCACUUGACUUUUAAAUGCUCCUUCUUUUGAUUACUGUUUUCAGAACCAGGGCGCUGUCCCGCCGCCGCCUGUCGAGCGGCCAGUGACAGUGAGAAUACCUGGAAUGAAAAGUCAACAGCGGAUAACAGAAAAGACGCCAACUCCUUUGAAGGCAGUGACUCAACGUUACUGAGAAAGAGGCUUUUCAGCACUGUUUUAUCGGGCUCUGAUUCACUGGAAUAUUUAUACAUAUACACUUCUCUGCAAGUUCGUUCCGGAUGACUUAGGACUGCAGUGGCUGGGUGUGUUUGCAGCACUGUGACUGAUGGGUCUGCAUGGGAGAGCUUUCCACGUGGGCCCAGGGAUUGCUCUGACGUUCCCAGUGGAGACCGUGCACUGAGGGCUGAGUGCUUUCCUGUUCUUCCCGCCCUUGACAUUCAUUCAGGGGACUGGCAAGCCUGAGGGGGAUAUGGAGCGAAGAUUUUUUCCUGUAGCUCAGAGUGCUUGACAUGCGAGCCCAGCAUGUCCAUCAGAAGCCCAUGGACUUCAGCGUCGGUGUGGUCACUCCUCCACGCGUUCACACGUGCUGAGAAUACAGUUUCUGGAUGUUUCCGCGAGACAGUCGGUUUGAUUUGGUCCCACUAGGAACUUGGACCCGAUCCAGUCCCCGCACGGCCGUCCCCUACGCACCCUUCCGCCCCUCCACCGCGCCUCCUUUUCGCCCGCUCCCCUUGCCAUGCACGUGCGGGCCGGGACUGGGCCGCUACUUGUCCUGCUGCUGCACGUGGUCACCCGCGCCCUGGGCCAGUACGACCUGUGCAAGUCGCUGGUGAACACGGACGACGGCGCAGUAUGGGAGGAGUACGCGUGCCAGCCCAAGAGCAGCUCCAUGAAGGACUUCAUGCGCAUCCGCGUCGAGCCCCUCGGCGUGACGUGCGGGAACCCGCCCGAGCGCUUCUGCACGCUGGAGAACCCGUACCUGUGCAGUGAUGAGUGUGACGCCUCCAACCCAGACCUGGCCCACCCUCCCCAGCUGAUGGCAGACCGCGAGCGUGGCGGUCUGAUCACCUACUGGCAGUCGGUCACCUGGAGCCGCUUCCCGGAGCCGCUGCUGGCCAACAUCACCCUGACCUGGAACAAGACCUUGGAGCUGACCAACGACGUGCAGGUGACCUUCGAGUACGGCCGGCCGACCGUCAUGGUCCUAGAGAAGUCGCUGAACCACGGGCGCACCUGGCAGCCGUACCAGUACUACGCCGACGACUGCAUGGAGGCGUUCAACAUGCCGGCCAAGCGCGUGCAGGACCUGGCUGCCGCCAAUGCCACGCGCGUGAUCUGCACCGAGCGCUACUCGCGCUGGGUGGGCUCCAAGAGCGAGAAGGCGGUGCGCUUCGAGGUGCGCGCGCGCCUGGAGAUCUUCGCCGGCGCGCGCAUGGCCAACGCCGAGGCGCUGUACAUGCGCAUGGAGAGCAAGGGCCCAUGGGACUUUUCACCUUCACCAACCUUGGCUGCUUCAUGGGCGCUGCCCAGGCUGGGAACGUACGUGCAGCGCGAGAACCUGCUCAAGUACUUCUACGCCAUCUCCAACAUAGAGGUGCCAGCCAGGUGUAAGUGUAACCUGCACGCGUCGCAGUGUGUGUUUACGGACGGUAACCUGCAGUGUGUGUGUGAGCACAACACCACCGGGCAGGACUGCUCGCGUUGCAAGAGGGGAUUCAAAGCCAAGAGCUGGAAGCCAGGCUCCUACCUCCCCACUCCCAAUGGCACACCAAACACAUGUGCUCAGGCUGGCAUGUCGGCUGGUUCCACAGACUGUGAAUGCUAUGGCCAUUCUAACCGGUGUAGCUACAUAGACUUCUUAAACAUUGUGACCUGUGUAAGCUGUAAGCACAACACCCGUGGCCAAAACUGUCAACAUUGUCGGCUCGGAUACUUCCGGAACGCCUCUGCGGAGCUGGAUGAUGAGAAUGUCUGCAUUGAGUGUAACUGCAAUCAGCUGGGCUCUGUGCAUGACCGCUGCAAUGGCACGGGCUUUUGCCAGUGCAAGGAGGGUGCUGGUGGAGCCAAGUGUGAUGAGUGUGUCCCAGGGUUCUUCUGGAGGCAGGGCUGCAUCCCGAAUGUGUGUGACGAGACGCUGCUCGUGUGUCAGAACGGCGGCACCUGUCUGCAGAACCAGCGGUGUCUGUGCCCGUCGGACUUUAAGGGUGCGCUGUGUCAGCAGUCUGUCUGCGAGGGGGACAAGAAGUGCAGCGGCGCGGCCACACUGACCCCGAGCGUGGCAGCCCUGCUGUGCCCGCUGCUGUACCCACUGCUGAAGGCCACCCGCUUUGUGUCCUGAGCAACACCCGCAGAGAUACAGAUACACAGAGAGAGAGAGAGAGAGAGAGAGAGAGACAGAGACAGAGAGAGAGAGAGAGAGAGACAGAGACACAGAGAGAGAGAGAGAGAGAGAGACAGAGAGAGAGACAGAGAGAGAGAGAGAGACAGAGAGACAGAGAGAGAGAGAGAGAGAGAGAGAGAGAGAGAGAGAGACGCUCAGACAAGCCAGCUCAACUAGAGUGGAGUUGUCAUCCAAUACUUCGAAGCACUGAAGGAGUGAGGACUCCCUCUACUGGCGAGGACUGGCACAUGGGAGGACUUCAACUUCUGCUUAACUGUUGAUUCUGACUAAAAAUGCUGCUCUUCAUUCACAAGCUGAUUGGCUUACCAGGGAGAAAUGGACAUGUCCUGUUCCCAGAGCUGGAUUUAAAACCAGGUUUACUUUUUUUUACGGAGAGAACAGAUAAAAUGACACAAGCCAAGGUUCUCCCUCCUCUGUGGCAGUUCUGUGGGAGUUUUGUAUUCUAUAGUAUGUACUGCAAACCACCAAUCACAGUCAAUAAACCUACAAAUACUAUUGCAAUAUUUACAAAGUGACCAUUUAUAUUUUAGUCACAUAUUCCCUGUUUGCAAUAGGAGUGAAUGUUACCUCCUUUGGCUAAAGUCUAUCUUUUUUUAUAAUCAAAGUUUUUAUUGUUUUUCCAUGUGAGAAACACAUAAUAUAUCUGUCACAUUUAACAACAUGUAACAGCACUAAACACACACCAUACAGCAAUCUACUACUACCACUAAACUAUACAGGAAAUGAGACCAGACCUGGUAGAAUUUACCCCCACCAGGCUAAAGUCUAUCUUGAAUGAGUAUCAGGAAGCACACCAAACAGGAAAUGUAAUGACAUAGCCAACCUAGAGAAAAUUUCAUAUCUGAAGGCAAGAUGGCUGUCGGGAAAAUAUUUAAGAGUUGUACAAAUUUUGUUUUCUUAAUUUUUGUUUUCCAUGAAUUAUUGUUUUUGUUUGGGUGUGUAAUAAAGGUGGCUUUGAUUUUCACAA